Thalassophryne amazonica is the source of this 1290-nucleotide messenger RNA. RefSeq names its product syntaxin-12-like. Gene Ontology annotation, biological process: intracellular protein transport; vesicle fusion. Bases 1 to 612 code for a protein of 203 amino acids. Gene Ontology annotation, cellular component: endomembrane system; SNARE complex; membrane. The transcript is spliced from 7 exons. Lineage: Eukaryota; Metazoa; Chordata; Actinopteri; Batrachoidiformes; Batrachoididae. The record is from RefSeq and is a predicted model, not a curated record. Gene Ontology annotation, molecular function: SNARE binding; SNAP receptor activity.
AUGGCCAUGCCAGUCACAGGCGCCAUCUUGGAACCCCCACACUUCUUGAAGGGGGCCAACAUGAGGUCACGGCCAAUGAUCGGAGGCGAACAACUCCUGUGCAACGACAUCAAAAGAGGAACCAUCAUCUUUACCUCCUCUGGAAAAGAACCAGACCUGCACACCAGCCUGAAACACAAAGCAGAUGAUGGUUGUACAUUCCCUAGCCUGCAGACUCCCUCUAGUGAUCAGAUCGAGGAGGGUCCAAUGUUUGGCGAAGCAGCAGGGUCUGUGGGAGGAGUUCAAGACUUCCUGUCUGAGAUCAGUGAAGAGGAUGUAGAGUUGCUUCGGCAGAGAGAGGAAGGCCUGCUGCAGAUCGAAAGAGACAUGCUGGAUGUCAGUCAAAUCAUGAAGGAUCUGGCUUCAAUGGUUCACGAACAAGGAGACGUUAUUGACAGCAUUGAAGAUUACAUUCAGACCACAUCAUCCAAUGUGGAAUCAGCCAAUCAGGAGCUUGCAAGGGCUAACCAUUACCAGAGGCAGUUAAGGAAGAAGAAGUGUUACCUCCUUGUGGCUGGAGCUGUUGUUCUCACCAUUCUCAUCAUCAUCAUUGCAGUUUCAGCAAGAAAAUGAGUGACUGCUGACAUGGUGGGUGCUGUCAUUACCGCGUCACUACAGCGUACUGACCCAGCUUGAUCCCUGACCUGUGCAGCUGCUUUCCCAUAGAAGGGGGCUGCCCUAUGAAGACACUGCUCCUCCAUCAUAUGAGCCUCUGUUUACACUUACAUCAGUGUGGGAAUGGAGGCUUAUCUCCGUGCACCAGCUGCUCCACAGUUCCAGUCUGAGCCUUUCAUGUAAUCAGCGUUUUGCUCUUGUUCUCCUUGUGGUUGUUUUCUGACUUCAGUGUAAUUGUUCAUGCCAAGGUCAGAAUUGUGAGUCUGCUGGUUACAUCAGAGGAACAAGCUGAAGCCACGCUGCGGGUGGGUCAUGAUAGAACGGGUUAAACCUUUCAGGAGAAACAGGUAAAGAUGGAAAAGAGGUUUCAGGGUGAUGGCCAGGCAGCUUUAAUGUCUUCACUGUAUGCUCCUUUAAGUAUUUUUGCUGCCUUGAAAUCAGUAUUUAUUUGUUAGUACUGUCACAUUAAAUAAGUGUAAUUGUUAUAAAGAGCAAUUUUAAAAAACGUUCUACAAUUAAAUACUGAACUGCGCAAAAAUGUUGUAUUUAGUAUAGUGUGCCGUUUCAGCAAAACAUGAAAUGAUUUCCUGUUGAGAGAAUUUUUUUGAAAGUAAAAUAAUAAAAAUUCUGACAAAA